Messenger RNA from Paraphaeosphaeria sporulosa, 981 nucleotides. RefSeq names its product RmlC-like cupin. NCBI's taxonomy places the organism in Eukaryota, Fungi, Ascomycota, Dothideomycetes, Pleosporales, Didymosphaeriaceae. The coding region runs from base 286 to 981 and encodes 231 amino acids. The transcript has 2 exons. The record is from RefSeq and is a predicted model, not a curated record. Gene Ontology annotation, molecular function: manganese ion binding. Gene Ontology annotation, cellular component: cell wall.
CCCUUUUUGUUUUUACAGUACUCACAUCUACUUUUGUCUGUUUGUCCUCAUCUCCGAUACUCCCACGAUUCGGGUACUACUACAUAUCCCUCCAUUCUUUAGCGAUCCACCCAUCCCACGAUAUCACGUUGGUACAGCACAAUUUCUUCGCCGAAAAAUCGUCCUCACGGCAGGUUGAAUUGGCAAGCAUUUGCCUAUUUACCUAAGAAGGAGGGUACUUCAUCAAACGCUCAGAAUCAAGCAGUUGCGUCAAGUCCUCCUCCUCUGACAACAGCACCUGGAAAUAUGGUCGGCCAUCUCUUCGCAACAAUCCUAAUCUUCCUUCCACUGGUAUACGCCACGGAAAAGCUUGACAAGACAGUGAAUCAAGACCUCGUCUCACGUCUCAAGCUUGCAGCCACUGUCUACGAUAGACACCAGAUACUCGCCAAAGACGAAGACUGGAUCUACGACUUCAACUCCGCGCAGCCAACCGACUCCUACAAACCAGGGAGCGUCAAGAACGCCAAUGCAGCGACCUUUCCUGCUAUGGUUGGCCAUGGCAUGACCGUUGCCCAACUCAAUCUUGGUCCUUGUGCCAUGCUGCCGGUCCACUAUCAUCCUCGCGCAACGAACAUGGUGAUUGCCAUCACGGGCAACACUACAACGUGGAUGGUCAAUGAGAAUGGUGUGAGAACUGUUUCGACGACGCUAACGCCAGGGAAAAUGACAAUCUUCCCUUUGGGCAGCAUCCACUGCAUGCAGAACAACGGCUGCGAUGACGCGUAUCUCAUCAGCGCGCUCAACUCCGAGGACACCGGCACGAUGAACAUCGCUGGCGGUCUGUGGAGUAUACGUGAUGAUAUGAUACGGGCUGCCUUUGGCAAUCCCGCCAUGGACGUCCAAACCACGGGUAAGAAUAUUCCGGAGGUGGGCACCGGCUCUACCUACGGCAGUGACGAGUGUAUGAAGAGGUGCGGCAUGAGCAAGGGGAAGACUUGA